Messenger RNA from Paramecium primaurelia, 712 nucleotides. The record is from the annotation of a GenBank genome assembly. NCBI's taxonomy places the organism in Eukaryota, Ciliophora, Oligohymenophorea, Peniculida, Parameciidae.
AUGACAUUUACCAAAUCAACCUUUAAACUAACUCUUGAGGCUUUUGAUGGAUAGACUUAAGGUGUAGUUUAUACAAAACAUCUGUAAUAAAUAUAAAAUUCUACAUUCCAGGGAAACAGUAGAUAUAUCAUUUUCAUGUUUUCUUUACUAUCAGGAUUUCUCCCUCCAAUUCAUCAAUAAAUUUUACAAUAAACCUAUAUCUUUACUAACUUUUUGUUCUUUAGACACUUUAAAAGAUUAGGUUGUUUAGAUAUAUUCCAAUAGAACACCCUCCAAAAGUUUUCUAUUGUAAGUAUUUUACAUCAUAUCCCUAGUCUAGGAUUUUAAGUUUGAAAAACACCAAUCCAGUAUCAUGUACAUAAACCUUCAUGCAUAAUACAAUUUAUUGAUCUCCACAGGGGAAUCUUCCAUUUCUAUUAGACAUAAUCUUGAUAGAUUUAGUAUCGCUCCACUUUCAAAGAGGAAAGCAUCAAUAUAACUAAUCUAUGAUCCUUAUUAUCAUCUUAGUGAUAAUAGUCUCAAUAGUAGGUAGCCAUUAGCCCUACUCUAUGUAAUACAGCCAAAAAUUUUUUAGUUAGCUUCGCUGAAAGCCCAUCAUUAUCCUUUAUAUAGGCAAAAAGGAGGUAAAAUCAAGAUCUCUAAUAACCGUUAUCUAGUUAAUACUUUAAUUCACAGAGCUCUAUUUGCUGGAUUAUUAUAUAUCAUUUUGUGA